Messenger RNA from Gongylonema pulchrum, 306 nucleotides. Lineage: Eukaryota; Metazoa; Nematoda; Chromadorea; Rhabditida; Gongylonematidae. The record is from the annotation of a GenBank genome assembly.
CGAUUGGAUCCGGUGUUCAAAAGGCGGCGUCUAAUUGCAGAAACAAUACAACGUCUUGAACGAAAAUCGGCAACAUCAUCGCCUGAAACAGUGGACAGCGCCAGUAUUGCACUGCAAAUUUCCAGUGCCUCAAGAAAUUCGUGCAAUGCUACGGAAGCUCGGAUUGAAGUAUUACCAGCGAACGAUCAUCGAACAGACGGAUUUUUGUCGGAUCUUAUGAACUGUUCACGCCGAGGCAUUUCGCUGAUUGGUGGUCAACUGGAAACCGUUCCAGAAGAAACCUCAGGAUCAACGCCCACUUUUUAA